UUUAAUUCAUGCAUUAAGCGAGUUAAUUAUCUUUUGAACAAAACUUACAAUCACUCAUCAUAUCGUCUCAUUCAAUUAACUUAUUCGAAGUGUGGAAUUCGUAACGAGAUUUUCAUUAAAAUUUUUUCUAGUGCACUCGUGAUGCUAGUGCAUUUUUUGUUUUAUUAAUUUUUUUUUGAGAUUUUUUUCGAGUGCGAGAUUAUUUUUAAUUAAUUUAUUAAAAUGCCCGGUGAAAGUUCUUGGAUUUAUCGUGUAAUGAAGCAGCUAAAAAAUGAAUGCAACCGAGUACGAAGUAUACAACACAUUCUAUCUCGUAAAAAACAUGCCGCCUUAUCUCACGCCAGCAACGAAAAGGAUACGAUACCAAAGUUUGGAACAAUUUUUACCGAGCAUAUGUUACAAAUGGAAUACGACAAGAGUUGCGGUGGUUGGCAAAGCCCCAAAAUUACACCUUUCGAAAACAUCAACCUGCAUCCGGCUGCCAAAGUGUUGCAUUAUGCAACAACGCUUUUCGAAGGAAUGAAAGCCUAUCGUGGAGUAGACGGUAAAAUCAGAUUAUUCAGACCUCAGUUGAAUUUACAACGAUUGAAUCAAUCAGCGAUUCGAGCCUGCCUACCUAGAGUCGAUACACACCUAUUGCUGAAUUAUUUAGAAAAACUGAUUAAUAUCGACGAGCAGUACAUACCUAUGGCGGAAAAUGCCAGUUUAUACAUCAGACCAACCUUAAUCGGAGUCGAUCCAACAUUAGGCGUCAGUUCCAUUUCCAAAGCGUUAUUUUACGUGAUAUUGAGUCCUUGCGGUCCUUACUUUGAAACAGGUUCGAAACCUGUGAGACUAUACGCAGAUGGGAGUUUUGUUAGAGCAUGGCCCGGAGGCUGUGGCAAUGUAAAAAUGGGAGCAAAUUACGCCCCUUCAGUCUACGUUCAAGAGCUAGCUGCUAAAAAAGGUUGCCAACAAGUAUUGUGGUUAUUUGGUGAAAAUGAACAAUUAGCAGAAGUUGGCACAAUGACCAUAUUCGCUUUCUAUAUUAAUGAUAAAGGAGAGAGAGAAUUACUCACACCUCCGUUAGACGGUACGAUUUUGCCAAGUAUUACACGCCGAUCUUUGCUGGAAAUCGCUCGCGACUGGAAUGAAUUCAACGUGGUCGAAAAACCUAUCACAAUGAAAGAAAUCAUCUCCAUGAAAAAACAAAAUAAAUUACUGGAAUUAUUUGGAACUGGUACAGCCUGCGUAGUAUGCCCGAUAUCGGAAAUAUUGCACAAAGAUCAACUUAUUCGAAUACCAACUUGCGAGCACAUAAAUCCAAUUCAUCAACGUUUUCUCAAAACAUUAACCGAUAUACAAUUCGGUCGAACACAGCACGAAUGGGCUCAUAUCAUUAGGCCCUCUAAUAUGUAUACCGAAGACUACAGAAUGCAAUUAGCUUAUUAAAAUUUUAAAAAGUGUACGUACCUGCUUCCUCUUCUCCUCUCUCUCCCUCUACGAUCAUUUCCGAUUCGUGUAGGUAUAAGUAAUUUGCAUAUCAUAUCGACUAGGUACAUACUUCUGUAAAUGCAGCAAUGUACCUAUAACCUCUUUAAAUACCUACCUUCACAUAUUCCUUAUUGUACAUAUCGAAUCAAUGUCACAGCAACAUUUUAAGUAUUAUUUUUAAAAGUAUUUUUAUCUAAAAAAAAAAAAAAAAAAAAAAUGUAAAUUUCCAGUAACUUAAUGUUAUUUUGCUACAUUUAUUUUACCACUGAGACGAACGAUUUUUCGUUCGUCGAAAAUACAAUACAAAUCUCGAAUAGAUAGAUGCUUCUACAGAUACAUUGAAAUGUUUUGUCAAAAUUUGUGUAACAAGUACAUACCAUUCACCUACAUACCUAAUAAUUUCAUUUCAUUUUUUAUAACCAUUUUUGAUCGAAUAAAAAUGACUUAUUGGCAGUAUUUUCAAAAUUGUAGGAAUUCCUAUUCUUAUAGGCGACUAUUUUUAUAAUUUUUAUAGUUGAUACGAAUGAAAAAAUACCUUCUCUUAUUUAUUUUAUUCCCGAGUAUUGACGCCGGUAUACAAUUACCUUACUUAAUUCAUAAUUUUCUUCUCGAGUAAUUAUUUUUGUAUAGAUGAUAGAGACUUAUCACUGUAUCCAACACAUACGUACCUUUUUUUUGUAUUUAAUAUAAACUUUUAUUUAUU
Molecule: messenger RNA, 2176 nt
Organism: Planococcus citri (citrus mealybug)
Lineage: Eukaryota; Metazoa; Arthropoda; Insecta; Hemiptera; Pseudococcidae
Product: branched-chain-amino-acid aminotransferase, cytosolic-like
Exons: 8
Coding region: 223-1431 (402 amino acids)
Biological process (GO): L-leucine biosynthetic process; L-valine biosynthetic process
Cellular component (GO): mitochondrion
Molecular function (GO): branched-chain-amino-acid:2-oxoglutarate transaminase activity
Source: RefSeq, a predicted model, not a curated record